AUCAACAUACCGAAACCGUGGCUUUCGGCGUGCCCAAGAAUGCUUUUGGAGAGUAUCCUACGACGGGCGCUACGAUCAUACAUCGUAGCAGAUAACGAUGUUUCUGUGAAAAUCGCUGGGAUUGAGGCCCAAUUGAUCGAAGGAUAUCACGGUGAAUUUUGGUUUGUACCAAAUAAUUUCCUCAACGAGGAAAACGAUGAUGACGACGUCAUCGUAGUCAACAACGAAGACGGCGACGACAAUGUCAUCGUAGUCAACAACGAAGACAGCGACGAAGACGAUGAUGACGACGACAUCGUAGUCAACAACGAAGACGGCAACGACAAUGUCAUCGUAGUCAAUGACGAAGACGAUGAUGACGACGUCAUCGUAGUCAAUAACGAAGACGACGACGAAGGAAUCGUGGUCAACGGUGAAGACAACAACGACGACGUAGUUGUACUCAAUUAAUAAUGUAUUAUCAACUGCGGAUGGCUCGUACCACGAUCGUCAUUAUCAUCAUGAUCAUGAUUAUGAUGAUCAUCAUCAUCGUCAUUCACAGAAUCAU
Messenger RNA from Venturia canescens, 547 nucleotides. Its product is annotated as phosphopantothenoylcysteine decarboxylase subunit VHS3-like. Bases 40 to 450 code for a protein of 136 amino acids. The transcript has 2 exons. The record is from RefSeq and is a predicted model, not a curated record. Lineage: Eukaryota; Metazoa; Arthropoda; Insecta; Hymenoptera; Ichneumonidae.